This is a messenger RNA of Corythoichthys intestinalis (scribbled pipefish), 4975 nucleotides long. RefSeq names its product von Willebrand factor D and EGF domain-containing protein-like. The coding region runs from base 2777 to 4939 and encodes 720 amino acids. The record is from RefSeq and is a predicted model, not a curated record. The transcript is spliced from 19 exons. Lineage: Eukaryota; Metazoa; Chordata; Actinopteri; Syngnathiformes; Syngnathidae. Gene Ontology annotation, cellular component: extracellular region; cell surface. Gene Ontology annotation, biological process: anatomical structure development. Gene Ontology annotation, molecular function: calcium ion binding; signaling receptor binding.
ACAGUUCGUGUGGGAAGCAACAAAUGGUAUGUUUUGCAUUUCUUUUUUUAAAGCUGAUACACCGUGAUCGCAAAAUAAAGUAAUGUAUAGAAUAAUUAUCAUUUAUUGUGCUAUUAUCGGUUUUCGCUCUGCCAACCGACACAAAUAUGAAUGGGAUUAGAGAAUUUGUUCUAUAAAUUUUACGAGCGAUAAUUUAUACAUGUGUCCAGUCCUAUAUCCAAUGCGUGAUAUGUUUUUUAUUAUCAAAGAGUACUCACUCUGGCCAUUUUCCUCCUUUGCUUUGACUGGGGUGGUGGGGUGGUCUCAUCAGAGCCAGUCAUCGUCCUCUUUCUUGAUAUCUCGGGACAUUUAGGUGGCUGCGCGUGUAGGUGUGCACCGCAUCUGCUUUCGGCAGCAAUUUCUGAGCAAAACCUGAUUUAAUUUGUCCAUAGUUCGUAUAGCUUUCAGGAGUAAAAUGCGCACCACACAAAACCGUGCCGGAGGCUUUCGUCUGCAAAAUUAGCCCUCUUAGCACUGACGAACUUUACUCAUUGUCUGCGUAGUCCAGCUCUUUUUCUCGCGUUCGGGAACUCAUGGGUACUACAUUGCGACAGAUGGCUAUUUGUACACCACAUAGCAUGACAGGUUUGAGCGAUUUUUUGAUGAAACACGAACGCAACUCUCUCGUCGAUAAACAACGAUGGCACCUGCCUCGACCUAUUGUUUCCUUGUUAUGACGUCUCCGCCCCAUUCGGCUGUUUCCGGAAUACUUUCGGAAAUGUUCGUAGUUUUCGAUCUAUUUUCGAUAAUUGCUCAUGAAUGUGAUUUAUUUUUUUGUUAACUUUAUUAAUAUUUGUUAUCUUGCCACAUAACGGUUCUAUUGAUAUCUCACAGCCCCUUAGUGUUUUAAUACCCUUUAAAUGAGCAAGGAGUUGCCUCAAAUUCAACAGAAAGUGCCCUUAAGUGCCACAAAAUUAACAUGGAAUAUCUCCAAAUUCAUCUGGAAAGGAAGUGCCCAAAAGGAACAAGUAGUGCCCUAAAAUAAACAGUAGCUCCAAAAUAGUGACGUGUCGGUCACGAACGAGCCGGUACAAAGAAGUGAACGAUGAGAGCCGGCACCCUUCCUCGAGACCCGGCUCGGUCAUUUUCCCUUCUCUCUCUCUCUCUCUCUCUCUCUCUAUCCAUCUAGGAAAGGACGACACACGAACCUGCUUUGUAGGCCUUUAACAUAAGCAGAAAACGCAGUAACAUUUGGAGACAUUUUAAUUGGUUAAAGUCACAUGACAAUAGGGCAGAAUGCUGUGUCUGCAAACUUAACCCCUUAUAGCCUAAUGUAUCACACUUAGAUUUUCAUUAAUUUGAGACUAAUUUAGAAAUUUAUUUUUUAUUUUUUUUAAAUGAAGGAUGCAAGUCAACACAUGCAUCUGCAGGUUCCAUGAGAAAAAAAAAUCUGGAUUUAGCUAAAAGACUGGACAAAUAAUUAAUGAGAGAAGGAGCCGGAUCAGCCUGUCCAAGUUGAAGUAUUUAGUUUUCUUGAAUGCAAAUUUAAAAUAAAGCAAGGAGUAGCUUAGAUUUGUUAAAAUAAAGCAAGGAGUAGCUUAUGUUUGUUUUGUUCGUUGCUGCUGUUACAGUUACUACUCACUAUUUUUGUUAUGAUGCAGCAUGUUUGAUUGUUGUUGCUUGAAGUUUAAUUUUGUUGCUUGUUUAUUGUUUAGAGCCUUUUUAAUGUUCAACAAAAUAAGUAAAAAAAGAUUUUCUUUGCUUGAUAAUUGUUGCUAUUUGCAGUCAGUAGAUGGCAAUAUUUAGUUCACCAAGUCAUUUAUCAAAAUAUAUGCUAAAUUUGUCAUAAAUAUUUAAAAGAAAAGCUAAAGUUAAAAGAGCCGUUUGAGAGCCAAAAAGAGCCGGCUCUUUUCACUGAGCCGAUCCAAAUGAACCGGAUCACCGAAGAGAGCCGAAAAUCCCAUCACUACUCCAAAAUCAACAGGAAGUGUCCCAAAAUGAACAGAACGUAGCUCCAAAUUCAGCAACUACCCAAAAAUCAAAUGCACACAAAUUCACUCGAAAGUUUCCCUAAAUUAACAGGAAGUGCCCACAAAAUCGCAAAAAAAAAAGAACCGUAAGUGGCUCAUAUCGGACUUAGGUUGCAAGCUGAAUCCUGUGGGAAUUUUUUGUUGAAAGGUCAAAGGUCACAGUCUGGUCUUGGUCUCAGACAUGUUUUAGUCUCGACUAAUGUGAUCUUUAGCUCAUCUCUAUUAUUUACCUAUUGAAAUCGAAACAUUUUUUUUUUUUGUGGAAAGCCCAUAUCCUGACUGCAUCAAAAUGUUCAACGCAAAGGGACUGGUCGCCCAAAGGUCAGUUGGAGUAAUUCGGAGCCUACCCAAGCUUUGCGGAUGAGAGUAAAAGUCACACAAAAGAUGGACUCACCCCAUCAGAAAAGCUGUGCUGGCAAAGAUGAAGAGCGGGCGCGUCGGAUGCGAGAUGAAGGCAAAUGGCAGCGUUGUGACCUGCCCUCGAUACGUGAGGAGCACUUUUGAGGAGAGCUGUGACGUGAUUGGACGCCACGUGGUGUGAUGUCAGCGCCCCGUCGGAUGAAUCGAUUCAUUCAUUGGAGCAGCCCUCCACACCGUUGACGCCCACCAUCGUCCCCGAGCAGACAUCCGGCGGCGUGAGUCUCAAAUGCAGCUUCUCCAGCGACUCGGACGGUUCCCUGGGUCAUGUGGUAGCCUGGACCCGAGCCUCCCCUCGAGGGGAGCGGGAGGAACUCAAGCGCGAGACCACCGUCCGGACCUGGGCCCUCAUGGAGUUGGAUGGCUUUAACCUCCGACUGGGAGACCGGAUUUACUGCUCUGUCUACAGCUUCUUUUUGGACGCAUUGGAUGUCCGUAGUGCUUCUGUGGAAAGUCGGGAGUUCUUUGCUGGCAUUCGGCUGAAACCCGAGUUGAGCGUCAUAUCCGAUGACAGGAGGCUGUACGAGUUGACGAUCGAGACCACCAUUCCCGUCCCGUGUCUGAGAGAAACGAUGCCAUUAGCCUCGCCUGGUUCGGAAAAUUGCACCAUACCUUUGACCCUCAGCACUCACAGCCAAGGUGAGGCAUCGCCGGGUUCUGUUUCGCUGUCCUCGUAUUUGGUGGAUCUCUCCGGGGGUUCUUGCGGGGACGAAGUAUGCGGCCGGGCCUUGGUCUAUUUUAGUGCCGUCUCUGACUUUGCCGGAGACCGGGAUCGGGCAACUGAUAUAUCCGUCCAGCCACUCGUCAAUAGCAACUUUGUAUGGAAUGCUUACGCGCCGGAACCUGUUCAGGUGUGGGUGCGUCUCUGCAUGUGCGCCAAUGGCGGGCAAUGCGUGAGUGACGCGAAGGGGCCUGCCGGCAACGGCGAGUACGCGUGCGUAUGCCCGGAUGGGUUCAAAGGUCAACGAUGCGAGGUGGACGUGGACGACUGCAAGCCCAAUCCGUGUAGGCUCGGGCGCUGCGUAGAUGCGGCCAAUGCCUUCACCUGUAUUUGUCCGCCAGGGAUGACAGGGGUGACGUGUCGCGAGGAUGUGGACGAGUGCGCGUCGCAUCCGUGCUUCGCUGGCGUAGACUGCACCAACUCGCUGGGUUCCUUCUCUUGUGACGCCUGCCCGCCCGGAUUCGCCGGUAAUGGCGUUGUCUGCACUCCCGCCCGAGCAACAGCGGCCAUGGAGAGAGUGGCGCGGCUCCCCUCCAGGACCCGAGCCCCCCUGACCCCCCCGGCUUUGCCGUGCUCCCCUAGUCCAUGCUACCCCGGUGUUCGCUGCUUCCCGAGCCCGCACGUGGCGGCGGGUUUUGUCUGCGGAGCCUGCCCGCCAGGUGUCCACGUCAAUGGGACCGCUUGCACGCAUAUGGACGUGGCCAGCACCAACAGCCAACCUGAUUACAGCUGGGAAAUGACGCCGACCAACUUCCCCUCAUCUUCAUCAUCAUCAUCAUUAUCAUCAUCCUCCUUCGCACAGAAACGGCACCCCGAAAGAAGCAAGAAACCAGGGCACUGCCCGAUCGGGUACGCGAGCGACGGAGUCGCAUGUAAAGCCGUGUGCAGGUUUCUGUGCGGUAGGAACAUGGAGUGCACGCAGCCCAACACCUGUACAUGCAAGCAGGGAUAUACUGGAUACAACUGUCAUAUAGCCGUGUGCCGUCCAGACUGCAAAAACCAGGGCAAAUGCGUGCGCCCCAACGUGUGCGAGUGCACCCUAGGCUACAGUGGACCCACCUGCCAAGAAGCGAGCUGUGAGCCGCUAUGUCAGCAUGGAGGAACGUGUCUGGCCAGGAAUCUUUGCACCUGCCCGUAUGGCUACGUGGGACCCAGAUGCCAAAUCAUGGUGUGUAAUAGGCACUGCGAAAACGGAGGCGAGUGCGUUUCUCCGGACGUAUGUGAAUGCAAACCAGGCUGGAACGGUCCAACGUGCAACUCUGCUGAGUGCAGUCCGGUGUGUCUGAACGGCGGAACGUGCGUCAAGCCAAACACGUGCGCAUGUCCUGCUGGAUUCUAUGGCUCGCAGUGUCAAAUUGCUGUGUGCAGCCCGCCUUGCAAGAAUGGCGGUCAAUGCAUGAGAAACAACGUCUGUUCGUGUCCUGAAGGCUAUAUGGGGAAACGGUGUCAAACAAGCGUGUGUGAGCCCACAUGUAUGAACAAUGGCAAAUGCGUGGGGGCCAACACGUGCUCAUGUGCGUCUGGAUGGAGAGGAAACAGAUGCCACAUACCUGUGUGUCUGCAAAAAUGUAAAAAUGGCGGCGAGUGUGUGGGGCCCAACACGUGCCACUGUCCCACCGGCUGGGAGGGUCUUCACUGUCAGACACCGGUGUGCAGGCGUCGCUGCCUGAAUGGGGGGCGCUGCGUGCUGCCCGACUACUGUUACUGUCGGAGGGGCUUCAAGGGCCUCACCUGCGAUGUUCAGACUGCCUUUGUCCAUUGGGCCCGUUCAAGUAUCCCGCAAGAACACUAAUUCGCAGUCUGACACGCGCUGAGCAAGAAGAUCCGC